CCUCCAACUCUACAUGGGACACAAACGAGGUCAUAUUCCAUGAGAAAAUGGCGGCUUCGGAUGGCUCGGAGGAAAGGUCUGACAAGUUCGAUAGCUUUUUGAUAGAGGUUAAAGCGAUAGAAAAAAGGGAUUCAGAACUGACUAGUGAUAAGCAAAUCGAAAGACUUACAAAAUCUGGAUCAAAAUAUCUAAACCUGAAUCCGUACGAGGUUUUACAGGUCCCUACUGAUGCCAAUGAAGAAGUUAUCAAAAUAGCCUACAAAAGGUUGUCAAUAUUGGUUCAUCCUGAUAAGAAUUUGGAAGAUCGCGAAAGAGCACAGAAGGCAUUCGAAGCUCUAAGCAAGGCCAACAAAACUCUCAAAGACGGAGAUCAAGUUAAAAAAAUUAAGCAUGUUAUAGAAGAGGCUGAGGCCACAGUUGAAAAACAGCUAAGAGAAAAACGCAAGGAGGCUAAAAAGCUUAAUAUUGAUAGCAUCGAAGAAGACACAGACCCAGAAAAAUACUACAAAUUCAAGAGGGCAAUAACUGCAAAAUUAUUCGCUGAUUACGAAAUUAGGAGGUUGCAACUCGAAGAGAGGACACAGAGUGAAAGGAAAAGGGAAAGAGAAGCAGAAAUCGCCGAGGAAGAGGAAGUGAAAGCCAAAAAGGAAUGGCAGAAGCAAUGGGAUGAAGGAAGAAACGAGCGUGUGGAUAGUUGGCGCAGUUUCCAAACCUCCAAAAAAAAGAAAAAGGAGAAGACCAACCGAAUGAAGCCUUUCAAGCCCCCGUCACUGAAACCUGAAACAAGAGACUAAACCUUAAGGUUAGUCAGGAAACCGGGGCUACUGUAGUUAUAUUUGUAUGUAUAUAAGGUUUGUUUUUCUGAAGCAUGAUAAUUUGGUCAGUAGAAACAGCUUCUUUUUUUGGCAAAUAUUUUCAAGCAAUGUUAACUUCACAUCUGCGUAAUACCGCUUCAGCCUCACAUCAGCGUAAUAUCGCCUCAGCCUCGCAUCAGCUUAAUUUGGCUUCAGCCUCACAUCAGCGUAUUAUCGCUUCAGCCUCACAUCAGCGUAAUAUCGCUUCAGCCUCACAUCAGAGUUUUGUUGCUAAAUAUUUAAAGAUGAUUUUGCCUAGUAAGGAAAAUAACGACCAUCCGAAAUGUUUAGCAUUUUUGAAGAUUCUAGUUUGGGUUUUUUCAGUUUUACUCCUGAUUGCAUAUUAUAAUUCACAAUUCCUUUGUAAAAUGUUUCAUGGGUGCCAGCGCUGGAAUGUUUUGGUCUGUUCAUUCAAAUUCAUUAUUGAUAAACUACACUAUUUCUAUCCUUUAUUCAUGCUAUUGAUAAAAUUGCGUUAAAUGUGCAGGUCACUGUCUGAAAAGAAAGUAUUUAAUCGAGA
Rhopilema esculentum is the source of this 1374-nucleotide messenger RNA. RefSeq names its product dnaJ homolog subfamily C member 8. The record is from RefSeq and is a predicted model, not a curated record. Gene Ontology annotation, cellular component: nucleus. Lineage: Eukaryota; Metazoa; Cnidaria; Scyphozoa; Rhizostomeae; Rhizostomatidae.